This is a messenger RNA of Hippopotamus amphibius kiboko, 8138 nucleotides long. It is a transcript of the gene WDFY2, whose product is annotated as WD repeat and FYVE domain containing 2. Gene Ontology annotation, molecular function: metal ion binding; protein binding. NCBI's taxonomy places the organism in Eukaryota, Metazoa, Chordata, Mammalia, Artiodactyla, Hippopotamidae. The transcript has 12 exons. Bases 300 to 1502 code for a protein of 400 amino acids. The record is from RefSeq and is a predicted model, not a curated record.
ACCAGCGGCCACCCCCUGCGGCAGGCCCCGCCCCCUUCGGCCCCGCCCCCCCGGCUCCCCGCCCCCUCCUUCGGCGGUGGCGCCGGGUGGCUGCGCCGGUCGUGGCGGUUUCGGUGCCCGAAGCCGGGAGCGCGUAGUCGUUCCCGGGAGCGGCGGCCAGGCUAUGAUCGCGGGUCCCCGGCGGCCCGCUCCGGCCAACCAGAGUCCCUGUCUUAGCUUGUGCCCGUGCCCGACCAGUCUCCUCAGCCCGGCCCCGCGGCGCAGUUGGCUGCGGCGCCCCCGGCGCGCCCCCUCCUCCGAUGGCGGCAGAGAUCCAGCCCAAGCCGCUGACCCGCAAGCCGAUCCUGCUGCAGCGGGUUGAGGGGUCCCAGGAGGUGGUGAACAUGGCCGUGAUCGUGCCCAAGGAGGAGGGCGUCAUCAGUGUCUCGGAGGACAGGACUGUUCGUGUGUGGUUAAAGAGAGACAGUGGACAAUAUUGGCCAAGCAUAUACCAUGUGAUGCCUUCUCCAUGUUCAUGCAUGUCUUUUAACCCGGAAACAAGAAGACUGUCCAUAGGUCUAGACAAUGGUACAAUCUCAGAAUUUAUUUUAUCAGAAGAUUAUAACAAGAUGACUCCCGUGAAAAACUAUCAAGCACAUCAGAGCAGAGUGACGAUGAUCCUGUUCGUCCUGGAGCUGGAGUGGGUGCUGAGCACGGGACACGACAAGCAGUUUGCCUGGCACUGCUCCGAGAGUGGGCAGCGCCUGGGGGGUUACCGCACCAGUGCUGUGGCCUCGGGCCUGCAAUUUGAUGUCGAAACCCGGCAUGUGUUUAUUGGUGACCACUCAGGCCAAGUAACCAUCCUCAAGCUGGAGCAAGAAAACUGCACCCUGGUCACAACAUUCAGAGGACAUACAGGUGGGGUGACUGCUCUCUGUUGGGACCCCGUCCAGCGGGUGCUGUUCUCGGGCAGCUCCGAUCACUCUGUCAUCAUGUGGGACAUCGGUGGGAGAAAAGGAACAGCCAUCGAGCUCCAAGGACACAAUGACAAAGUCCAGGCCCUGUCCUAUGCACAGCACACGCGGCAGCUCAUCUCCUGUGGCGGUGAUGGUGGGAUUGUCGUCUGGAACAUGGACGUGGAGAGGCAGGAGACCCCUGAAUGGUUGGACAGUGAUUCCUGCCAGAAGUGUGACCAGCCUUUUUUCUGGAACUUCAAGCAAAUGUGGGACAGUAAGAAAAUUGGCCUGAGACAGCACCACUGCCGGAAGUGCGGGAAGGCCGUCUGCGGCAAGUGCAGCUCCAAGCGCUCCUCCAUCCCUCUGAUGGGCUUCGAGUUUGAAGUCAGGGUGUGUGACAGCUGCCACGAGGCCAUCACAGAUGAGGAACGUGCGCCCACGGCGACCUUCCAUGACAGUAAACAUAACAUCGUGCACGUGCAUUUCGAUGCCACCAGAGGAUGGUUACUGACUUCGGGAACUGACAAGGUUAUUAAGUUGUGGGAUAUGACGCCUGUCGUGUCUUGAUGCUGCUUCCAGGCAUCAGGAAGAUAGUAUUUCCUCAAGAAACGGUUGUUCUAACCCAAAUCAUGACUGGAGCCGUAAAGCAGAUGCAUGCGUGGUGGGAGAGAAGCCGAAGAGCUGAGCUGAGCGUGUGUGUCCCCGCACACACGAUGGUGAGCGGUCGAUGAGCUCCUGCGAGGGAUCUCUUUCAACUUGUUCAUACAAUAUAAAAGAGGAUAUUUUUUUAACAAAUGGUUUAUACAGUCUGGCUGUGCUACCUUGUUUUGAGUAGAGUGCAAACUCAGUGUGGGGUGUUUUAAGUUUUAUAUUUUUCAUCACUUCAUUGUAGCUGUUGCUUCGCGUGUCGCAGAAAUGAGGCAUGUGUAACUGGUCAGGGUACUUGGGGUCGUUGUAAAGUAGUUCCCGUAUUUCCUUCACUGAGGCACGUAUCCUGUGGUCGGCAUCUUUUUCUUCUCUGUGAAUCCACCCUCAGCUUCAUCUGCUGUUCCCCAGAGUGUACGUAUUCACGGUUUAUUCACAGUGUUUCUGCUCUCAUAGAAAUUCCCUUCCAUUGAGAGAUCUGGAAAACCGUUCGUGUGGAUUUCCCAGCUGACUUCUUGAAUCGCCUGAAGAGCGAUCCGUUUGUAAUGUUGGGAUCAUUCACGUUCUCAUGGAGUGGAAAUGACCUCGUGUUUCUGCCUCAGUUUUUCUCUGUCUUUCCCACAUUAAAAAAAGAUGCUGUGAAAGCCGCUCCCAGCCACGAAGUAGAUUAUCAUAACUCAGACCUUCAACUGUCAGUGCCUGGAUCAUUUCUAAUUCGGUUGGAGCUUUCUGAGCCUUUUAGGUUUUACUUUAUUGACACAGCUCUCUGUCGCUCUUGAUAUUAAAAACAAACAAAACAACAAAACCCUGUGUCCUUCAAGAAUAGUGUCUCUAAGAUGUAUUGUUCUAUGUGAUGUUACUUCUGAACUUGGACGUGUUCGCUGCUGUGAGGUUGUAUCCUGUUUGAUUCCUCACCAUCUGUAUUUUCUUCCCCUUUCAAAAUCAGAUAGUUAAAGAUUUUUAUCUUCAUGUAUUUUAUCAGAACACUUUGCACACUUUCAUAGUAAAACUGUGUGAUCUGGGAUAUAAAAGGUACUGAAUCCUACAGCUCAUGCUGUGUUCCAGUUGGAAAUGUAAAAUAAAAAGAAAAAAAAGAGGGGGAGGGGGAGGCUUUAGAAAAUGAACCUGAAGAGCUUUAAUUUUAAGGAAAUCCAGUCAAACUUGAUAAAUUGAAAUAUUCUUGUGUGUAGUGACUCAACUUGGGAUAUUGAAGUCCUUUUUUAAAAUCUUAUUUUCACUUGUAAAAACAGAAUUGAAGUUAGCAGCAGGCAUGAGCUCUGUGCCCUCCCCGUUCUAAGCACUUUACAGGUAGCACUCAUUCAGCUCUCACCUGUCAGGAGCGUUGGGGGGUUCCUGAGUCCUUGGGGUUCGUCAGGUUAAACAAAGCCUUGCAGAUAAACAGGCCCAUUACUUGCCCUUCCCUAUCUGAGCCCUACCUCUGCAGGAUCUUGUUCUCUUCUGAUUUGACAAUUUGGGGGUGGAGGUGUGUGAAGUCCUCCCAAUUUUUUUUCGCUUUUCCUGGAGAGCGAUCUUUUCCCCCUUGUGAUCAUUAAUUAAUUUUCUUUCUAACUGGGAGAAGGUCUCCGAGCCAAACUUGGCUCCCUGCUCCUGCAGCACUGACCAAGCCGUGUGCUUCCUGGGCACGGGCUUCCGAGAGAUGAGUCUGUUGCUGUAGCUUUGGGUAGCAGGACAGCACGUGUGUCCCGUGCAGCCAUGGUACGUGACAGCCAUGACCUGGGUCAUCAGGGCAGUUGGGCCCUUGUGACCAUACUCUAAGGUUGUGUACACACACACACACACACGCACGCACGCACGCAUGCAAUUACCACUUGUCACGUGACUGCCUCUUCCACACUACCCUUGCUGGCCAUCAGUCAAAGCCAUUGUAACUAACCUGAGUCUCUUCUGCAUGACUGCUCUGUGAGAGAGCUUUAAAAAGGGAAUUCAAUUUAAAAUACUCAAAUAUCUAGUUUGUAGCUUUACUGCUAGAACCUGGAGCCACUUACUAAGUUAUAUGUAAUUAAAAAGCUAUGUGUUGGAAAUGAGUAAUAGAAAUGAAUCACCCUGUUUUCCCUUCCUGAACUUUGGAGCAUGGCCGGUACACAGAGCGUGUUAGGGAGGCGGUGGACCAGGUGCCCAGCAGACCUGACGUGGAUCUGAGGUGGGUCUACGUGAGCUCCGACCCCAUUGGGAAAGCUGACUGUCCCCUUUGGAUCACACGUGACACCAUGGUCCCUCUGGUCUGUGACUCUGCACUUCAGUCCAGCCAUCUCCCUCCCGGCCUGGCUGUGCCCAACCCACAGAGCCACUCAGAGGCUAAAACCACUGGACACGUCGUUCAUGAUGAGAGUCGCAACACAUAACCACAGAUAUGUCAAGGUAGCCGUUGCUCUGCUCUUUCCUUUCUCCUCAUCUGUGUAGGUGCUUGAAUCUUGUGAGAAGCGCUUUAGCACGCCCACUGUGUGUGUUUAUAAUACUGUGAAUUCUUGAGUAUUACAUUAUCGCCACCAUUUUGUAACUUAUAGGUAUGUGUUGGUGUCGGGGUGCCUUCCAAGCACUUUAUGGAAUAGAGGCUUCCUUCAUUAGGAGUGGAAGCUGGCGCCAGCACUUGGCUUUUCUCCUGUCUGGGUUAACUCUCAUAGUUCUUGUUUUACCCACUGGAAGUGCACUUUACGUAUAUUUUUUGCUCUGUUAUUUCAAUAUGCAGAAGCUCUGGCAAGGAAUACCUAACUCAGUUAUGCUGGGAAAGUGGCAAACCCGCACAUCCCAUGCAUGUGGCUGUCCUUUAUUUGGUAGCACAGAACCAAUCACAUGCUCUCAGUUUCUCCAAAGAAAUGACAUUACUGGAACGUUUCACUGCCUGGGUUGUCUCCACAGCGGCACAGGUGGUUUUAGGUCAAGUACUGGGAGUCAUGUGUCUUUUUAUCUGAGGUCAGUCAACCGUGAUGUCGCUCUCAUUGGAUUGUUGGAAUUAUUCCAAGAAUCAUAAAAUCACAAAACCGGAAGGGAUCUUCAGACAUCUAGAAUGUUUCAAGCACAAAACACUGUGGUCACACCAAACAGUUAGAUAUUGCUGAGGUAUCAACGAGGGAAAUCUAAAAGAAGAAUUUUCGAGGAACCGUUGAUUUUGAACAGGGACCAGUAAUCGCGUGAGUGGGAGCAGUGGCUUCCAGCCUUGAGACAGGGAGCUCUUGGGAACCGGGUCUGUUCCUCUCAGUGUUGGCACAUGUGAUACUUCUUUUGGCCCCAGUGCUGUGGUUCCCAGCGGGUGGGUGUGUGCAGUGAGGUAGUUACGGAAGGUCUCCAUCAGCAGAAACUAGUUCCUACACUCUCCGCCAUAGACCCCACCCCAGCCGCACAGUCCAAGUGGAAAUCCAGGGGCACUGCAAGCGCACCCUACCCUCAGUCUCCUGGCUGGCCCUGAGCCAGUCUCUGCACUGCCCUUCUUGUGGAAUAUCGCCUCUCCCUGUUCUGAGGUUCAUUUUUUCAAAAGCUUAUUUUUGCUUAACAUUAAUCAAUUUUUAAAGCCGGAAUUUUGCCUUUUAAGCCAGCGACCAGGUCUAAACUAGGUAUCAAAGUUACUGGACAUAAAUAUUCAUCAAAUGAGAUUCCUUUGGUUUGGCCUUUUCAUAGUACUUUAAUUGUAUGUAAGACCUUGUCCACUAAGAUUUAUAUUUUAAAGAGAAGGAAAGCAUUUUGCCAAAACAUUCUUUUUUUUCUCUCCUUUGAAACAAAGUUAAGUUACAUUGUUCUGGAUGUGAAAGUGGCUAUCUAGCCACAUGGUUGGGAAACAUAGAGGUUAAGUCCAUCCUGAGCACUGAGGGAUCUAGAUGACCCUUGAGACUCUAAUUCUCGUCCAGUCCAACCCUUUGCUGAGUGUCUAUCACCCUCCAGUCUUUGAACCAGGCCUUGGGGUCAACGAGGUACAUUCCACGGCUUGGGCAGAGGCCACACAGAUGAGUAGACAGACCAUUUCAGUGCCAGGUGGUAAAUCCAGUAACAGAGGGCGUGUGCAAUCCUGUCCCAGGAGCUGCGCAGGUGCUCCUACCCCCAUGGGUGGAGCCAAGGGAGCCUAGCAGAGGAAAGGACUUCUGAGCUUGAGCGUUAAAGGAUGAGUUGUUGUGAGUCGAGGAAGGAAAUGACUUUCUAGGCUGUGGAAGCCACGUAAACAAAGGCCCAGAACCUGCAUCUGCCUGGUGCUCGGGGCCCACAGGUGGUUUGGAGCUGCCGGAGAGUGUCCGGUGCACAGCUGCGGACCUGGAGCCUAAGCUUUUGUCACCGUGAGACGCAGAUUCUCGUGGCCACAGAGAGAGAGGCAGCUCAUCGUUUGCCAUGUGCCUUCACUCAAGCAGCUUGUCAGAGAGUCAAGUUUUCCUGCAGAUGAGGCUAGUAUCAAAGUUUCUUUUUCUUUGGAAAUACCUGGAAUCAUUAUCCUAAAAUGACCCCUGGUAACUAAUUUUUGAACUUUGUUGGGGGCACAGCCCCUCAUUGGAGGCUGUGAGGUGGGGCUGGACUGCUUGCACAGACAUGGCCCGGAUGAGCUUACAACAUACUAAUUCUGUUAUUACCCAGGGGCCCAGGCUCAGGUGCUCCCUUUUCAAAAAGGACAGGCCUUGACCUGUGGAGGAGGUUGUUCUGGACAGUGGUGGCACUGCACUCAGACGGCCUUGCCGUGAGUGGGCAGGCCACUGCUGCCCUCAUUUCCGUCCGGUCUUAAAUCAUUCUUGCAAGUAAUGGGUCAUUUGAGUACAGUGUGGUACAUGUGAUAAAUCCUCAUUGCAGUGGCACUCCCGAGUGGAAGGGAAUGUUUUCCUCAAUUCGGCGACAGUAAAAGGGCUCAGGCAGCCACCACCCUGGAGACCUGGCUCUACCGAGCCAGGAGCAUCCCGGCAUCCCACUGCGGCGCGGGCCUUGGUACUUCCUAGUACUGAUACUCAUAUUCCAUCCACUUGCCUUUUUCCUUCAGUGCCCGAGUAUCACACGUCCAUAACUUAAUUCAUCCAUGUUCAUUUUUAAACUUUAGCUCGAUUUGCAUCUAGAUGCACACCAACCCUUGGGUUUUUAGUUUGUAAUUUUGCUUUUAAACAUUAUCCUUCCCACCGAGACGCCUGUUCAGGCCUAACACCAGAGAGCAGGGUGUAAAGUUAGUUCCCUCCAACACUGGGAUGAGAUUCCUCUUUCAUGUUUCAGGGAAUUUUUGAACAGACGGUACAUAGCCCCCCUUGUCUAUUUAUAGUGGAAUAGAUGUGGAAAAGCAAUCAAAAGGCUUGAGUAAAAGUUGAAUUCAGUGAUCAUUCUUAAGAUCCCUUCCAAUCUGUGAUCCUGUGAUUCCAUGACUGUUGUUCAUCAUUGGACUAACCUACCCAUUACCAGUGAUCCACACACAUGUGGCUGACUUAACUCAGGUAAAUGGGAGCCUAUCCCACUGCCUUUGUCUUGUGUCACAUCAAGUAAACUGCUUCCUCUAUUUUCCUGUCUAGAGCCCAGGAGGUUUGAAAAAAGAUGGUGAAGGUGGAAGUCAAUCAUGGUACCAUCUCAUUAAAAAACAAAUACCUCAAAAUGUUCACCUUUGUGAGUGUACAAAAGUGUAUCUGACUUUCUUGGGAGAGAAAGGGAAUUGCAGGUUGGCUUAAAGGUUAGAUUUAGAAUGCGACCUUGAUAUUUAGGAUAUUUCUUUUUUUCACUCCUUGGUUCUCUGGGAAGCAUGAGAGGGUAAACUGUAACACAAAAAGGGGACAUGGCUUGAAACAAGUAUCUCACUUCUAAAAAAACACUUUUUCUUUCAUGUAAACGGAUGACUGCCUUAUGUUAGUGGCAUAUGAAGUAUGGACCAAAAUACUUGUGUUGCUGGUAACCACUGUACACGUACGUAUUUGUGUUUUACGCCAUCUGCCUUUUUUUCAAUGUACUGUCAUCUUGCAGAAGAAAAUCUUUAUAUGAAAAGUACAAAAACUGUUACUAACUGGACAGCCAGGAAGGUGCUGGUCCCACAUUGUGCCUGCCUCCCACCGUCUCCGUAACCAGGGACACGGACGCUUCCACCCUGCGUGCCCGCCAGCCUGCGGCCGCGUCGGAGCCUGGCUGCCGCGGGCGUGUUGCUUUAGGGGUGUCCUUUUCUUUCUUUUUGAAAUGAGAUUCUCCAAGGGGUCAGGCUGAGAAUGUAAUAAGGCCAAAGCUGGAAGAGAUCUCUCAGAUGUGGUUCCAGCCGAACCCUGCUGGCAUUGCCACGCCCUCUGCCACUAGAUUCCACCAACCACACCAAGCAGUCUUGACUUCCUGAAUGUGACUCGGUGGGAAUGAGCAAGGAUUUCCCACAGUGUUAAAUGUCUGUAUCCAGUUCUCCCUUCAAAUGCUGCUGACUGUUGUGAAUGUUUCUGAACUCUGCGCACGUUCCCACUGUGCUUCCCUCUAACAGAAAUGUACGUGUCGCCAUGACCAAUGUCAAAGGCUCAAUGCAAGUUACCGCCACGGUUCAAAAUAAAUCUCUGUGGAAACCCUUCUGCACCUGUGGUCCUGUCGUCGUCGUCGUUGUCGGGCUGCGCUAUGUGACCCACACGC